AUGAACAUCUACGACAGCGUCACCGCGGACGACUGGCCAGUCUUCGACGAGACCUACUACACGGGCGUGGCCGCGCAACAAGAGAACGCCGCGCAGGAGCUGUUCACGGUGCGCGCGACGACGGUAGGCGGCGCCACCGUCGCAUACACGCUGCGCGCCGCCGACGCGGCAUACGACGGGUAUUUCUCCGUCGAGGGCGCCACCGGUGUCGUGUCGACCGUCGCCGGUCGCCCGCUCGAUUACGCCGCCGCGCAGUGGCACCACCUGGUGGUGACGGCGUCGGCGGCGGGGCUGAGCACAGACGCCGUCGCCACGGUGACGGUGACUCGCGACGCGUCGCCCGUGUUCGCGCCGCCGCCGUCGCCGCUCAUGGUCGCCGCGUCGCAUCCCGCCGGCGUCGUCGUCUACCGCGCGCACGCGACCUCCCACACGGGGGCGCCACUGCUCUACUCGCGCGUCGACCCGAGCAGUGACGAGUUCGCGGUCGACCGCGACACGGGCGACGUGCGCACGACCGUGGCGCCACCUCUGAGCCUCGGCGCGCAGACGCUGACGGUGUUGGCGACGGAGCAGGGCGUCGGCGGGCUGUCGGCCCGGCAGACGAUCAACAUCGAGGUUUACGACGUCGCCGGGAACGCACCGAUAUUCACGACUCCCGCCUACAGCGCGGAGGUCCCCGAGAGGGCGCCACCGGGCUACAGCGUGUGCGUCGUCAAGGCGACGGCGGCAGCGGGAGCGGAGGUCGCGUACACCAUCGCGGCGGAUUCGCCGUCCCGCGACGAUUUCGCCGUGGAUGCUGCGAGUGGCGUCGUCACGACGACGCGGAUGCUCGACGCGCCCGCGCUGCUGCAGCUCGUCAUCAUGGCAACGAACCUCGACGUGUCGGCGCCGACAACCACGGCCGUCGUCGGCGUCGUCGUCAUGGAGACGGCGACGUCCGGCGAGGCGCCGGUUUUCGCGCCCGUGCCGGACCCGGUGCGCGUGCACGUGACGUGGCAGCAAGACGCCACCUUCUACACGGUGUAUGCGACGGGCAGCGGCAAACUCCAGUACGUGAUAGACGGAGGCAGUACACUGUACUCGCUGCACGGAGACACGGGAGAGCUGAGUACAAGAAGAGCGCUGCAGCCGACGGACGUCGGCACCAACUACGUCACGAUCAGCGCCACCGAUGCCGACGGCCUCACAGCCGACAUGACCAUGAGCGUGGAGAUCUACUCCGGCUCGCUCGCCUACCCUGAGUACACAGAGCCAUACUACACAGCCGGUGUGCGUGAGGGGCUGCCCCCUGGUGAGCAUGUCGUCAGCGUUGAAGCGUCGGUGCCGGCAGAGAGCGUCGAGUACGAUUUCACGGAGGCGUCCUUGAGCUUCCACAUAGAUCCCAAUAGUGGUGACAUCGUGACACUGGUAGAGCUAAGCUAUGAUGUGCAGUCCCUUCACUACCUCACCGUCAGGGCCUCUGUCACCGGCCAACCCUCACUCUACACAGACGUACUGGUAAGCGUGUUCGUGACGAGCUACCAGCCGCCAGUCUUCUCACCGGUGGCGCCACUGGUGCGCGUCGCCGAUGACGUCACCGCGCAGACGCUCGUGUACACGGUCUACGCGACGCACGGUGGCGCCCCCAUCCGCUACAGCCUGCGUGCCGACGCAGCCAUGUUUGCUGUUGACCCUACACGCGGCGACGUGUCCACACGUGUCGCACCGCCGCUUCUCAUCGGCGACUACGUCAUCACUGUGCGCGCCGAGGACUCGCUGAACAGCGCCCUCUAUGCCGACGUCGAUCUCAACGUAGAGGUUUACAACGCCGCGAUAGUCGUCGAGUAUCCGCGCUUCGAUCAGACGAUUUACGACGCGACCGUGGAGGAAGGCGGGGCGGCCCCGCAGCCGGUCGUCACGGUGCGCGCGGCGACACCUGGUGGCGACUCGGUCAUGUACGAGCUGAAUAACGAGGACGCGGGAUACGACGGCUACUUCGACAUGGUCGAGAAUACGGGUGAGAUCACGACUCUGAGAACACUGGACUACAAUGACAUGCCGCUACACACGCUCACUGUGACGGCAUCCAACGAAGUCGAGCCGGACCUGCAGGACGUGACUGUGGUGCUCGUGCACGUGACCGAGAUGGUGGUGCCGCAGUUCCCGUGCUCGCAGUGUCGCGCCGAGGUGUGGGAGGAUGCGGACGUCGACAGCGAAUUCUACACGCUCACAGUCACCAAUGCCAACAGCUUCCCGAACCUCGUCUAUGCGAUCGAGGACGACGACUCGGGAGGAAUGUUUAGCCUGAGCAAUGUCGCUGGAGAAGCCGUCUUCUCCGUCGCCAAGCCGCUACAGACGGGCGACUACAGCUUGACUGUGAGCGCCACAGAUGGCGCUGCGAGCAGCCUUACAUCACUGAGCGUGAGAGUGAACCCGGCCAACCGACCUAACUUUGCCGCUCCUUCUUACAACGCCAGCAUACUCGAGGUGGCGCCAGCAGGCUCGUACGUGGCAGAUGUGUGGGCGGUGAGUCCGCUAGGAAACCUGGUCACAUACAGGAUUAACAAAGGUAAUGAGAACGACGAGCAGUUUGAGAUCAACGCGGACUCGGGCAUUGUGUCGCUCCGCAAGCCGCUCGACAGGGAAAUCUAUCCGUGGUUCUACCUCAACAUUGUUGCCCUGGACUCCGCGGGCUCGCAGGUGACCUUCUACGUGGCAGACAUCAACGACAAUGCCCCGGUCUUCCCCGAGUAUAACUACACGGGCUUCAUCUGGGAGGGCAUGUCUCACGGAGAACAAGUCCUCAUUGUACGUGCAGUGUGGCUGCUGGACAGGGAGAAGAGAUCGGCUGACCUUGCGGAAGAGAAUGGAUUCUUCCCGACUCCGCCGACAUCACCGGAUCCGAAUUCUCCGCUGGACCGGGAGAUACAAGAUGAGUUCUCGCUGGAGAUCGUUGCCGAGGACAACGCCGGCAGCGGCGGUCACGUGACCAUCACGUAUCUCGUCAUCACCAUCGGCGACAUCAACGACAACGCGCCCGUGUUCGACGUUGCCAUGGAAACCAGCUACAUCAUCUCCGAGGCGGACGGCGUCGGCACCGUCGUCGCCAAGGUGGUGGCGUCGGACGCGGACGCGCCCCUCCCGAGCCCCAACGCCGUCGUACGCUACUACAUGCUGUACGGAGCCGAAGAUCAGUUCCAGGUGGACAGGAUCACAGGCGACGUGUACGUCAGUGGCGCCCUCGAUCGAGCAGCGAAGCCGUCGUACGAGCUCCUGAUCGCCGCGUACGACUGCGGCGCCUACCAGCAGCUGAACGACACGAUCACGCUGACGGUCGACCUGACCGACGUCAACAACCACGCCCCCUAUUUCGCCGAGGCGACGCACGCUGUGAGCAUCGUCGAGGGCGUCGCGGGCGUCUUCGUUACCAAGGUGACGGCCGUUGACCUUGACGAUGGCCUUAACCUGCCGCUGCUCUACAGCAUUCAGGAUGACGUGACGGCGGACUUCGUGAUAGAUCCAGCCGACGGGACAAUCACGACAAAGAGGGCGCUGCGCAUGUCCGAGCAGCUCGCCUACAACUUCAGUGUUUACGCGACCGACGACACCGCCCUCUGGGACAUGGCGUCGAUGGAUGUUCUUGUGUUGCUGGAGGAGAGCAACCUUGAGACGCCGACCUUCGCUGCGGACACGGACAGCGUCACCCUGCUGGAGAAGCUAGCGGUGGACACACUGGUGUACGUGGCAUGGGCGGAGGACGGCGACGUUAGGCGAUAGGCGGAGGUGAUUACACGAUGACGCGGAGCGGCUGUGGAUUACUUCAACAUCGUGUCAGACUAGACA
This is a messenger RNA of Priapulus caudatus, 3822 nucleotides long. RefSeq names its product protocadherin Fat 4-like. The record is from RefSeq and is a predicted model, not a curated record. The coding region runs from base 1 to 3756 and encodes 1251 amino acids. Gene Ontology annotation, biological process: calcium-dependent cell-cell adhesion; adherens junction organization; cell-cell junction assembly. NCBI's taxonomy places the organism in Eukaryota, Metazoa, Priapulida, Priapulimorpha, Priapulimorphida, Priapulidae. The transcript is spliced from 19 exons. Gene Ontology annotation, molecular function: cadherin binding; calcium ion binding. Gene Ontology annotation, cellular component: catenin complex; adherens junction; plasma membrane.